AUGGCCACUUUUACGUCCCCCUUAAGCCCUCCCUCCACCGCGAACGAGCAAGUAGACAUUGCGCACCAGCCCAUCAGACCUAUCCUCGAGAAAGACCCAGCUUCUUAUCCUGCGCCUUCUGCAACCGAGAAGGAAGACGGCGUGCCGUUCACGCUCACGCUUCAAGAAGACAAGGGCAACCCAGGCCAAUUCCGGCUUGUCGUCAACAUCAAUGCGGACAACAAUGAGUCGGACACGGCCGCAGGAGGCAAUACUGGCAACACUCCACCUCGGAAACUAUACUUGAACCCCCAAGCCCUGCCUGGGCUGGGCUAUGACGUCUCGUCGUUAUAUCGGACCCAGAAGUCGAGCCCGCCAACGAGUCCCCAAGAGCGCCAGGGCUGGUCUGAUCUCGAUGCUAUUCCGCCGGACUUUUUGAAAAAGGUGGUUCCUGAUUGGGAUAUUCCCCUGAAUAGAAAUGCGUCGACCUCCUCGAAAGAGCCGAAGCGUCUUUCGGACAUCAAGGCUAGGAUCAAGAAGAGCGGGAAAGGAUUCGUUGUACGGCUUUUGAAAGGCGUCAAUCCUGAGAGCAAUGAGGUGGCUGAAGUGCAUUUGGCUCAUCAGGGCGUAGGAAUACCGGAGCUUGACAGCACUCCCCAAGUGGAGCUUGAUGGCAAUGCUGUUCCCAUCGACGCAAACCAGCCCUCGCAAAGCAAUGCUAGAGAAAUACCUGCUAGAAAAACAGAAGUUUUUGAAAUCGGAACGUCUAGCGAAAUAGGCAUCCGAAGGCCUACUGGGGCUCAACCGCAGUCAAUUCCUCAGAUUGCGCCUCAGUCUUUUUCCGCGGUUCCCAGGUGGCUCACUCAAACUCGUAGCGUAGCAUCAAGCCGACUAUCAAUUGGAGAUGACUCUUUCAGCGAUGCCGAAACAUUAAUCUCUGAUAUUAGGCGGCCCAGUAGCCCUUGGGAAGAAGUAGACGACGACGCAACCGACACAGAGCCAAUUUCAUCAGCAACGUCGAGACUACCGACUCGUUCCGCUUCCAUCUCAAGUGUAGUUCCCACACCAACUAGAGGACUAUCUGUUGUAGGCCCGGUCAAACGAGUCAAACAUAGCGAACGCAGUAAAAACACUUCUAGUCCUCUAAAUCGUUCACAUGCCAAGAAGUCUGUUAAACGCCGGUCUCCAAGGAACCUGAGCUGGGCAUUAACUACACCUCUGCAGGCUGACCAAUUUAAGACUGACGCAAAACCCAAAGAAUUCAAUUACCAGCAUGCCUUUGGCGGCCAGUCGUUUGAUGAGCCGCCGGCAGACAUCAGCACAUGGCACCACCCUAUUCAGAUAUCUCGCAGGAGUCCCAAAGGCACCAUCGUUCGCCAUCCCUCCUUGGAAAUUCCGUCUCAAAAUCGAAAGGAAAAGAAACGUUUGAGAUUACAAACCACGGACGUCCCACGACAUCACUCCGCAAAUGCGUCGCCGGCUACUUUAUCGAAUAGACAUACUCCGCGCUCAGCACAGAGCGAAAGGGGCUCCGUGAUAGGACGUGAGCAAGAUCGCACACCACGGACAGUCUCCCCCGUCCAUCCUCAUGUGGACGAAGCACAAGAGCUGCGAUCGGCACUCGAGAGAGUGUUGAAAGACAACUAUUCCGACGACAACGUCGUGGAAAGCUCUGGCAUUCAAUUGAAUGUACAACCACCAGAGAUAGGCGAUGACGUAGGAGAGAUCGCUCUUCCCCCGGAUCUUGAGCUUCGACAGCCGUCAAGCCAAUCUCGCAGUCCAAUCAUGACCUUUAUUUCUCUCGCCUCUACCGCGUUGACUUCCAAGCUGUUCGAGGGGAUCAGUUUCCUGCAAGAUACGUACGGCAGUGAGCCUCCUGUCCCGCGGGAUCAUGUCCGCGUGAGAUGGACUUGUUCCUGUGGAGAACAGUUGUAUGACGACUUCAUCGAGAAACGUCGAGGCGCUGCACGUUUACUAGAAGCUUUUCUUAACCGACCGCGAACACAUGCUCCGAGUGCUCCAGGAAGAAGUAGCACGAGCUCGACUAUGUCUAGCGUCUUCAGCUCUUUAAGCACGGCAUCCACACUGGCAACUCCUCAAUCCACCUAUGACGGCUCCCAAUCCUGGGGACAGGGCGAUCCAUCAAGAUACAGCCCUACGAUGCUGCGGAGCAGCAAUCCCUUCAGCGUUCGAAUCGCUUCCUAUCCUGACCCUCAAUGGCUUCUGACGUGCGCCAACGAAGGAAGAUAUACGCCGAAGAUUGUUCAUCUCGACGUCAACCCUGCUCGGAUCAAAUCAGAUAAGGAUUUCGCUCUAGCUUUGAGAGAGCAUUACGGGAACCUGAACAGGAAAUUGUUUAGAGUACUGAAGUUGCGGGGGCUGAUCACAAUUGACUUCGUACAGUUCGAAAUACAUCGAAACCGCUUCGCAGAUAUACGAAAAUGUCCGGAUAUGCCUUCCCAAAAGUCCGACUAUGAUUUCGAGCCCGUUGAUCUUGUGCCGCCGGUCGGCAGUAAAUAUCUACUACAUCUGUUCAAGCACCCCGAAGACUACGAUGGCGAGCUGAUAACGUAUCUCCGCUCGCCGAAACGUCGCGCUCGCCUUGACUUCGGCGUCGGCUGGGGCAUCAACCUGGUCGAGGGUUUUCUCGCAGAUCGCGUAUGGACGCUGAUCAUGACAUUCUUCAUUAUUGGGAGCAUGGUCUUUGCAAUCGUGUGGGUUAUCAAAAAGGAUAAUGACGUGCAGGGAGCUUUCGGAGUCGCUGGAUGGCUGAUGACUUUGGCUGCGCUGUCAGUUGGAUGGGCACAGGCUUGGUUGGAGUAA
Molecule: messenger RNA, 2802 nt
Organism: Mytilinidion resinicola
Lineage: Eukaryota; Fungi; Ascomycota; Dothideomycetes; Mytilinidiales; Mytilinidiaceae
Exons: 4
Coding region: 1-2802 (933 amino acids)
Source: RefSeq, a predicted model, not a curated record